UAUCACUUCCUUUUUAGACUUUGGUUAUUCCAGUGAUUAUUUGGAGUGAAAAUAUCAACUCAACAUAACUGAAGAAAGAGAGACAGAGAUAAGAGAAACCUUGUGGACAGAAUAGAGGAAGGUCGCCAUUUGCUAGUGACAGACAGAUAGAGAGGAAGAUAAUCGGUCUCCCCGCAACGACUUCUCAGCCAUGGAAGGAAUUAAUUUACAGAGAUUUACACGUGGGCUCACCGAAAACCUGGAGCCACCAGUGAGGCAGCACCUUAAGAAUGUGUACGCCACCUUCACUCUGGCCUCCAUUGCUGCGGCAGCUGGCGGGUAUGCCCACAUGUACAGUACACUGGUAGGGGCUGGGCUGCUGACGGGACUGAGUGCGCUCGGCUCCCUCUUGUGGCUCAUGAUGACUCCCUAUGAUGGCAAGAACCAGCUGCAGCGUAUCUCCCUUCUUGGCUCCUUUGCUUUCUUCACUGGCUGCAACCUUGGCCCUCUGCUUGACCUGGCCAUGAUUGUCAACCCCACACUGAUCAUGCAGGCUCUUCUUGGGACCAGUGUUGUGUUCGCCUGCUUCUCCCUCUCGGCCCUGUAUGCUCCACGCGGCCACUAUCUUUACCUUGGCGGCACUCUCUUCUCUGCCCUCUCUACCCUCUUCUGGCUCUCCAUGCUCAACAUCUUCUUCGGAUCGAGGCUCAUCUUCCAGGUGAACCUGUACCUGGGCCUGCUGGUGAUGUGUGGGUUCAUCGUCUUUGACACCCAGAACAUCACAGAGAAAGCGCGCCGUGGGGACAAAGAUUACGUCAUGCACAGUGUGGAGCUCUUCAUUGACUUUGUGGGUGUGUUCAAGCGCCUGCUCAUCAUCCUUACUGACAAGGAGGCCCAGAGCAACAAAAAACGGAGGAGGGACUAAUGGAAUGAAGACAGCUAGUCGUAGUGAACUCUAGGGUUAAGCAUUUUGGCUGACAAGGGACAAUAGGAAAGGACCCAAACUCAAAUUGCAGUUGCCAGAUUCACUAGAUAGCCAGAUUACUGCAAGAUGAUGCUGGCCAUCUCCUGAAUUAUACCUGCUGGUGAACACUGAAAAUUUGACAGUUUGGGUCCUCUCCUGUUAAGACACAAGUUAUGUUUUACCUUUUCUGCAGUUUUUAACAUGUUGGUGUACUGUUGUUCAUUUACACCACAUUUGUACCACCAGCAAGAGCUACCCUACACCUGCUUUCCUUGUUGAUUUUCUUUAGUAUCUCCUAAUUUAUUGUUUCCAAAGGUGAAGGCUUGAGUUUUCUUCUAUUACUGGAGAAAAAGGAGCUUGUAUAGUUUCAGUUGUUUUAAGAUUCAUGGGUUGGAGUCUUGUUCUUGUGGUGUGAGCUGCAAGAGUCACAAAGUACUGAGGUGAAGGUACUAGGCUGGGAACAUUCACUGGUAUUCUAGUGCAGUUUUCAGUGGGGUAUUCAUCUGAAAAAAUAAAAUCUCUGAAGAGGAUAAUUUUUCUACAAGUCUUAUUCCUAGAGCAGAAUAUCAUGUCCAUCCUUUCUAUAAAUUCACUAAAGGCAGCGUCACACUAGCACUUUUUCUGUUGUUGUCAACGAUUUCCAUUGUAUUUUUUACUGUUCUGUCAACUCUUCUGUCAUCUUGAAUUAGAUGAAAUGCACCGUUUUUCUCUAGUGUCAAUUUUUAGUGAAAUUAAGAUCUAUGGCUUUUAAUCAAUACUUUUAUGAUAAAAUUUAUUUUCUUGUUAAUUGGGUUGAUGUUAUAAUUCCAACUUAAGAGAAUCUUAAGUUGAUUUAUAUAUAUUUGUAUGUACAUUUUUUUUGCCCUAGCCAUGUGUGAAAAGUGGCUCAGUUUGUUUACAUUUCUCUAGGACUGUGAUGCUCCAGGGCAGAACUUCCAAGUAGUAAUUGGCAAAGAUGAGCAGUUCUGUUGUUUAUCAGUGGACAAAGCUGUCUGCAGAGUUUCAUAGAUAACAUUAAGGGCCUUCCACACAAGGGGCAAAUGCAUGGCAGGCAGUCAGUUUUACCAAUUUUGUGGUAUGGGUGGCAAUCAUGAGUGCAGAUGAUAUCAUAGACAAAGAAACCACGGGGAAACCAUCAAAAUGCCCUUUAUUGUUAAGGCACUGGAUGGGCGCCUGACUAGGGACCAUGUAUCCAGACACACAAUGUUACAAGUUAACACCAAGCCCUCUGUGGGUAUCUAUCAAUUGUAGAGUAGAUGGAGUGAGAUCAUGUCUGUACCGACAGUAGUGAAAAAGUUUAGCCCACACAACUGUGACUGAACUCUGCCCUCUGCCCGGCAUCUGGCCCAAGUCAUAUGUUCGCCUGCCUGUGCCUACUGCCUGCCUUAAUUGGACUGUUUGAUCUGGUAAGACUGUUUCAAAGCGAGAGAAUUAUGGGCAAAGCAGAGUGCUAGCCGUGCAUUUGACCUGUGUGUGGAAGGGCCUUUAGAGGUAAAAAAUAACAACGGCAGAAUGGCAACGGCUUGCUGGGGGUGAAGGGGCAGACAUGUUUAUUUACAGUUGACAAAUGUGUGUGACAAUGAAGGUCGACAAAAGUUGACAGUCUUCAGCAAAUUGACUAAAAAAAUUGAUGGAAAGUGCUAGUGCGUCACCGCUUUAAGAAUACUGAUAAAAGCAUUUUCCCAAGGGCAAAGAACAUGAGUGUAAGUGUUUUUGAAAAAUCUUAACAUCAGAAAACAAGAGGAUGGUUGACUAAGUAGUUACAGUAUUGAGUUACACCUACAAAUUCAUACCAGAGAGUUUUUAUUUUGGUACUUUUAAUAAUGUGAGACCAGAAAUAUAAAUGCAAUUACACCCUAGUUAAUAUUUUUGCAAGCCAGAGGUAGGUGAUCUAACACUGAUGGUAAUGAGUCAGCUUGUGUGUGUGUGUGAGAAGAUCCACACACACAAAGCCACACAUUCCUCACAUAGGAGUAAACUUGCAUCUCGUGAAGUAAUGAGCCUCAGGAAUUUCCUCUUGGUGCCUUCCACUACAAGAGAGAGAGUAAGAAGACUCAGCGAUACAUUUGGUUUUCAAGCACUCUUAGGAUACAUCAAGUUUGAUAUGUUUCCCUCUUGCUCUGAGCUAAUGUAUCCAUUUACUGGCAAUAGUGGAAAGUUUACUUGGAUUUCAGUAUUUGCUUUGGGUUUACAUGUAUCCAUUGUCACUGCCAAAAUAAUAAAAUAUAGUUACUUUGUAAGAUGCACAGAACUGUGUGUUUUGGUAUCAGCUGUUGUACAUUGUCCCAGUAGCAUAGUGUUUAAUAAGCAGAGGUUACCUACGAACUGGCUAUAUUGUACAUGGAGGCUUGAUUUUAGUGGGGAAUGAUGUUUGUAUAACCAGAUUAAUGUAUCAUUUCUUUCUAUUCAAAGUGUAUAGUCAUAUUUACAUUUCCUAUUUGUCAGAAGGACAUUAUUUUUUUUCUUUUUAUGGGGAUAACUUUAUAUUAAACACCUGACAGCACUUUUGUGAUUAUCUGUCUUAUGAGUUUGGAAAAGAAUAAAACAGUGGAAAGAUGAAGCUUGGUAACUUUGCAUUCAGCACAUGUGAUUCACUAAAAUGACCACUUUCAGUUUGAUUGUCACAGAGCAGUGUUUGGACGUUUUAACCUUCCCUCAGGACAGGUAGUCAUGGUGAUGCUGUGCCAGGUAUUGAGUGGGCAAGCCCCAACACCCAUGUAACCUGUUCAUGGCCACGCAGGAACUCUGAAGUGCUGCUGUGAGCCAUAUGACUUGCAGGCUGAGGUUCACUUUCAUAGUCUGCUGCUGUGUAUCUAUUGGUAACCAAGCCCUCCUGGGAACUUACAUUUUUCAAAAGAUCACAGACCUACAUUUUACAUGAUAACCUUGUAUUAACCAAAGACUCCUAUGAAUGUAUUCACAUGCAUCAAAAUAGUUUCCCUUGCAUUAUUGCUUCCCUAUUUUCCAGCCACUGUGCUGUGUGAUUUCAUUGGUUUAGCACUUUUAUUAAUUUCAUUGACGGCAAAACUAAACAAUUCUGAAAGUUUGGUAGGUUAUCUGCAAAGCAUGAAGACGAUACAGGCGUUGUUGUGUUUGCUGCUUUGAUGGAAAGCCGUCAGACUGAGGAUUGGUUAUGUUUGGCACACUUACAUCUCAGACUAUGGAAUUGUCCCAGGUUGUGCUGAAUAUUUCACUGAGGCAUCCAGGUUGUGGAGGAAACAGGACCUUGACCCAUGAGCAGAUAGGAAUAGUUACCAAUGACAUGAUAUGCCAGUUGCAGAUGCCAUGUAUAGAAUGUGUGGGUGUUGCCUUCACAGUCCUUGUCCUGUUGCCUAUCUAUUACUUAUCACUGCUGUUAUAUAUUUAUCAUUAGCUGUGUAUAAUUUGCUUGAUGAAACUACUAGCCGAUAUGUUGAGAGAGUGUCAAAAGUGAACCUGAGCUAUGCAGUAUGCUUGCUUAUGUUUUGUUUCUCUGUGCAUUGAGGCUUAAUAAGAGUUCCAAUGGAAUGUGUAUAAGUAUGCAACUGGCUGGUGUGAUAUGUGGCAACUUUCACAAUUCAUCAAAAACAUGCCUCACUUUUGUAGCUGGGAAUGAGAAAUUCAAAUGAAGGCUUUGGAGUAUGAUAUACAGUUGUCUCAAGAAAUAGUGUCACAAAAGUCAGCAAAACAGUAGAGCAUGAGGCAACUACUUAGGCCAGCUGUACACUGUCGCUAACUUAUGACCUUCCCAAAGUUAUUCAUUCAUCAUCACUGGUAUUGAAGGUCAUUCUUACAGAAGGUAUAUGAUUAAUCCCAGACUAAUUGGAGAUGUGAGGAUCAAAAUGCCAUUGUUAGCGAGUAAAACACAUUGGUCUCUGUUCUCAAACAUCUCAGCAUCUAAAUCAACAAUUUUUAAUGGGCUGUAGUGGACGUUAUUAAAGUUUUCAAAGCCAUAUCUAUGAUUUGCGCUAGUUUAACCAAGAUUCUGCACUGUUGAUGAGAAAAAGCAUUGAAAACAUGACGAACAUCCUCUGUGGCCUGUGAAAAUAUCCUGAGAUUUUGAAAUGUGGAAGAAUAUAGGCCCUUGUUCUCUAGGUUGGCAGCUCAGUAGAGACAGGGUAAUGAGAGACAGGGUAAUGACAAACCAAACGCAUCACAAACUGACGGUCAGGGUAAUGAGAGACAGGGUAAUGACAAACCAAACGCAUCACAAACUGACGGUCACAGAUACUCAUCACCAUAACCAUGAAUUAUAAUAAAUUUCUCCCUUAUUGUCUGUGAAGGAGCAUUGUACUUUUUACCCCGUUUGCUCAUGUACCAGCCAGGGACUUGAUAACGUUUGUCUAAGAGGGGAAGUGAGUAGGUUUGUGAGGGAGGCAGUAUGUGUAAAGUGAUGCGUGGGUUUGUCGUAUACAGGUGUUUUGAAGGCGUCCAUAAUCGCGAAAAGAGAAUGAAAAAGAAAUAUUAUUGUAUCUUGAUUUUCUGGAUGUCAGUUGAUGUCACCAUUACUAAUAAAGUACUUUUUCAA
Portunus trituberculatus (swimming crab) is the source of this 5450-nucleotide messenger RNA. RefSeq names its product bax inhibitor 1-like (gene BI-1). Gene Ontology annotation, molecular function: enzyme binding. Lineage: Eukaryota; Metazoa; Arthropoda; Malacostraca; Decapoda; Portunidae. Gene Ontology annotation, cellular component: mitochondrial membrane. The record is from RefSeq and is a predicted model, not a curated record. The transcript has 5 exons. Bases 191 to 904 code for a protein of 237 amino acids. Gene Ontology annotation, biological process: negative regulation of apoptotic signaling pathway; cellular response to unfolded protein; negative regulation of endoribonuclease activity.